AUGGACAGCUGGUCCAACGAACAAGUCGACAAUAUGCGCAAGGUCGGUAACGCUGCAUCCAAUAAAGUGUACAAUCCAAUCGGCCAAAAACCCCCAGUUCCCAUCGACGCCGACGAAGCCGAUUCAGCCAUGGAGCGUUUUAUUCGCCAAAAGUAUAUCAACUCUGCCUUUUCCAAACCUACAAACGCUGGCCGUCACCGCAGCACCGACAGCUCUGGAUCCGACGAUAUACCACCACCACUCCCACCCAAGACCCCUGGCCGUUUAAAUGUACGCUCCGUAUCCUCCAUCUUUCCCCUCCCCUCCAGGGUCAAAGACAAUGUUUCUGCCAAUAUUGUUGUUAAUCACAGCACUCCGGGCAACCUUGACAAGCAUAACACCACACCAACCUCCCCACUGCCACGUGCCAUGUCAUACCCGCGGCCAGAGUCAUCCGGUUCUGGGGCAGGAUCCAGGAUCCGCAGUAAAGUUUCACAAGUAUUUGGCUCCGACAAACACACCGAUGGCAGCGAGAGCCUUGAUGGAAAGCUGGCAAGGCUGCGUGAUAUGGGUUUCUCCGAUGACCGACGCAACACCGUUGUGCUCAAAGCAGUCAGUUGGGAUCUAGACAGGGCUAUUGACAUGUUGGUGCGCAUGGGUGACGCAGGUGUAAGCAAUGGUCGACUCUCACCCCACCCCCUUGCGUCACCGCGUGAUAGCUCCCUAUCCGCGCCGACCCGCACCUUUAAUCCAACAGCAUCAAUGACGACCGCCACGAGACUGAGCGUUCCCUUACCGACAUCUCUUCGGACACCGUCAUCGCCUUCUGCGAACAGUGGUAUAAAUCCUUUUGAUACACUGGAAACUGCCCCCUCACCAGCGCCGCCGCAGUCAUCCCAAUCGACGGGGACGCUGCAGAACCAAAAACUGUACAGCGCUACAAACCCGUUCGGCAUCGUUCCAACACCACCGCAGCAAGCUACGCCGUUUAACCCAACUGUCACGGCGUCUACGUCCGCCUUCAAUUUGCAUCAGGCUUUUCAGAAACUGGCACUGAGCCCGCCGCAGCCAUUAUUUCCCCACCACACCGGAAGCAGCAUGCAACAACAGCAUCAGCACCAGCACCAGCAGGCCCUCCAAGCACAGUCUCCGCUCAGUGUCUCAUCAGCAGGUCAACCAUACUUUUCUUCCACCUUUCCGGCCGGCCGAUCUCACCAAAGCAAUUUACCGCAACGAGUAGAGUACAAUAACCCGUUCAUGAAUGUUGACAACGCAUCACAGCAGCAGCAGCUACAGCCAGUGCCGCAUGUACAGUAUCAGCGACUCCAGUCCCCUAUGCAACCCCAACAACCGCUGUCUGUCGUAACAUCUGAUUUUCCUAAUGGUACGCUUGGGAAUAAUCCAUUUACACGGUCACCCACUCGCAUUCAAUCCCCAAACGCACUAGGACAAAUCCCAGAGCAGUCCCAAGCGAGCUACUUCACAACCUUAUCCCAGUCGCACACCUACCCACUACCUAAUGGAAACCCGUCCGGCACCUCUCUGUCGUCGUUGCAAAACUCCAACCCGCAGCUACCCCAGCCACCUCAAAGGCCGAUGAACAAUCCGUUUGUGACACAGCCUCCACCUCAGCCGCAGCCGCCGCGGCUGCACAAUACAGCCUCUAUCAUGGCAUUAUACAACAUGCAACCGCUUUCCCCCGUCGUGGCACAACCAUUGGCUUCUCCGUUAGACAAGCCAGUUCUAAAUCCUCUCCAACCACCUGCACAGCAGCAGUCAUCUACAGGCGAAAGUCUCUUUAACAAGAACGAAUCAUCGCAAACUCAUUUGCCUACAACGACACGGGUAGCGAAUAAUCCGUUCCUUACCAUGUCAAACACCACCAGUAUGAUAUCAACAUAUGCCCAACAGAAUUCACAAUAUCCUACCACGCAACCGUCCUUGUCGUCAGUGCAGCGACAACCCCCGCCACCUACAGUUGCAUCGCCCUCUGGUACUACCAUGACAGUGAACCCAGCGGACUUGUUUGUUAGUGGUCGCAGCAGGGAUAGCAUAAUGGCGCUUGGCAUGGAGUGGAGCAACGGGAGGCACAGCCCGGACGCAUUUGCCAGCCUCAGCGCCCAUCAUUAG
Molecule: messenger RNA, 2109 nt
Organism: Sporothrix schenckii 1099-18
Lineage: Eukaryota; Fungi; Ascomycota; Sordariomycetes; Ophiostomatales; Ophiostomataceae
Exons: 2
Coding region: 1-2109 (702 amino acids)
Molecular function (GO): GTPase activator activity; protein binding
Source: RefSeq, a predicted model, not a curated record